Molecule: messenger RNA, 4056 nt
Organism: Myripristis murdjan (pinecone soldierfish)
Lineage: Eukaryota; Metazoa; Chordata; Actinopteri; Holocentriformes; Holocentridae
Gene: hsd17b4
Product: hydroxysteroid (17-beta) dehydrogenase 4
Exons: 25
Coding region: 113-2326 (737 amino acids)
Molecular function (GO): oxidoreductase activity
Source: RefSeq, a predicted model, not a curated record
GGCACUUGUUGAAGUUCACCUGGCUCCUCCGGCUAGCUGUCACAGUAGUGCUGCUGUUGCACCGUCCUGUUUGUUGCACAGUCUCCAUAAACCAGCAGACCUCCGUACAGCAAUGUCUUUGUCGUUCGAGGGAAAAGUCGUGCUUAUCACAGGCGCCGGAGGAGGUCUUGGCAGGGAAUAUGCACUGGCUUUUGGUGAGAGAGGAGCCUCGGUUGUGGUGAAUGACCUUGGGGGAGAUAUUAAAGGAGGUGGGAAGAGUUCUGCAGCUGCUGAUAAGGUGGUGGAGGAGAUAAGAGCCAAGGGAGGCAAGGCUGUGGCCAAUUAUGAUUCAGUUGAAGAUGGGGAGAAACUGAUUCAGACAGCACUGGAUGCAUUUGGAAAAAUAGAUAUUGUUGUGAACAAUGCUGGGAUACUUCGUGACCGAUCUUUUGCCAGGACGAGUGAUUUGGAUUGGGACCUGAUUCACAGAGUUCACCUGCGAGGCGCCUUCAUGGUGACCAGAGCAGCCUGGAACCACAUGAAGAACCAGAAGUUUGGCAGAAUCAUCAUGACGGCAUCAACCGCAGGCAUCUAUGGUAACUUUGGCCAGGCCAACUACAGCGCCGCCAAGCUGGGCCUGUAUGGCCUCGCCAACACCUUGGCCAUCGAGGGACGCAAGUACAACAUCCACUGCAACACAAUCGCUCCCACCGCUGGCUCCCGACUCACACAGUCUGUCAUGCCCCCAGACCUGGUGGAGUCUAUGAAGCCGGAGUAUGUAGCUCCUCUGGUCCUCUGGCUCUGCCACGAACAGUGUAAAGAAAAUGGCGGAUUAUUUGAGGUUGGAGGAGGCUGGAUUGGAAAAUUGCGCUGGGAGCGUUCUCAAGGCCACAUUGUGAGACACAAGAACCAGAGGAUGACUCCAGAGGCUGUCAGGGACCAUUGGGACAACAUCUGUGAUUUUACGGACGCCGCCAAGCCUGUUUCCAUACAAGAGGGUCUGCAAAUGGUUGUGGAGGUGCUGUCUAAAGUGGACUCAGAGGGAGGAGUCUCUGGCAAUCCAACAGCAUCUGCAGCCUCUGCCUCUGUGUCCUCUGGGAUCAAUCCGAGAGAGGCAGUGGGACAGAAACUACCACCGACCUCCUUCAGCUUCUCCCACACCCAGUGUAUCAUCUAUGCCUUGGGGGUGGGCAUGUCCACCAAGGACCCAGACCAUCUUAGGUUCCUGUAUGAAGGCCACGAGGACUUCAGCUGCUUACCCACCUUUGGGGUAAUUCCAUCCCAGGCGGCCAUGAUGGAUGGCGGCCUGGCCUCCGUCCCUGGACUUAACAUAGAUUUCACGCGGGUAUUGCACGGAGAGCAGUAUUUGGAGCUUUACAAACCUCUACCCACCUCAGGUACUCUGACCUCUCAGGCCACCGUAGCAGAUGUGUUGGAUAAAGGAUCUGGGGCAGUCAUCCUGCUGGAUGUGAACACCUACAGUGGUGACGAGCUGGUGUGCUACAAUCAGUGGUCGGUGUUUGUGGUCGGGGCUGGCGGCUUCGGAGGGAAGAGGACCUCUGACAGAGCCAAGGCCCUUGUGCCUCCCCCUAACAGGGCACCAGAUGCUGUGGUGACUGAUUCUACCACCAGAGACCAAGCGGCCUUGUACCGUUUGAGCGGGGACUGGAACCCUCUUCAUAUAGACCCCAGUUUUGCUGCCAUGGGAGGUUUCAAGGCUCCCAUCCUCCACGGCUUGUGCUCGUUUGGCUUCGCCGCCCGACACGUCCUGAAGCAGUACGCCAACAACGACCCCUCCAGGUUCAAGGCCAUCAAGGUCCGCUUUGUGAAGCCGGUGCUGCCAGGCCAGUCGCUGCAGACCGAGAUGUGGAAGGAAGGCAACAGGAUUCACAUCCAGUGCAAAGUCAAGGAGACAGAUGCUGUGGUGCUUUCUGGGGCCUACGUGGAUUUACAUGGAGCAGCCGAGGCUUCGCCAGAAAACCUUACCCAAGGAGGUGGCCUUCAGAGCGAGCUGGUGUUUGCAGAGAUUGGUCGUCGUAUUAAAGAUUUGGGGUCGGAGCUGGUCAAGAAGGUCAACGCUGUGUUUGGCUGGGAGAUCACCAAAAAUGGCAAGACCGCUGCUCAGUGGACCAUUGAUCUGAAGAGCGGGACCGGCUCCUUACAUAAAGGCCCUUACAGCGGGAAGGCGGAUGUGACCUUCACAGUGUCAGACGAGGACUUCAUGGAGGUGGUGCAGGGAAAACUCAACCCUCAGAAGGCAUUCUUUGCUGGCAAACUGAAGGUUAGAGGGAACAUCAUGAUGAGUCAAAAGCUGGAGGUCAUCCUGAAAGACUACGCCAAGCUGUGAGCUCCGCAACCAGCCAAUCCGUAGACUUCAGGAACUAACCAAACUACCAAUCAGAGAGCGGCUUUGAUACUCUUCCGCCUUUCCUUGACUUGUUUCAUGCGUGUUCUCUUUGCCUCUCAGUGGAACGGCAUAAUAAAUGACCUGAUAGACUUGUGUGGACCGGCCUCAUAAAGUGGGUUAACUUUCACCGUGGUGACCAAACGUACAAAGAUGCUUCCUGAUGUGACGUUUCUUUUACUUGAUCAAAUGCAAGUGUGAUUUGGAAAGCAGAGGGAGGAAUCAGUGGCCGAUUACUGAGGUAGAGCUAAGGCAUCUGGACACUAACAGGGAAGCAAUAAUUUGCUGUCAUUUCAGCUUAGUUUGGUCCUUAUUUUCAGUUUUUCUGCCUAAACGUGCAGUUAACACCAAAAAUCCAAAUAACAGAAGUCGGCACCCGACCCUGACAGAUUAACAGAUUUCAAGUUUGAUUAUUGCACCAACCAAUAUUGCAUUUUUCUUCUGUAUCUGGCAUUGAAAUUGACAGGCACACAUGUUGGAAGGUUUUAAGAGAAAUAAAUCCGAGCAUUACAGUGAACUGUAACGUCACUUGAUUUGACACGUUGGGUGAAAAUAACCGACUGGUUGCUAAUCUGACGGCCUCUAAUUCAGACGUCCACGACUUCAUGAUGAUGACGGACAAACUGGAGUCCAUGAAUGCAAAAAGACGGUUUGAUUUGUACCCGAUACUGUAAUCGUAACAAUCUUUUUUUUUUUUUUUUUUAACAGAAACUUUAUAUCUGAUUAUAAAUUGUAUUGUACAGUUUAUUAAUUAUAAACCUAUAAAUGUAAAAAAUUAGAGGGAUGUUAAUGCACUUCUAAUGCUUCUGUCUCAAUAAAGCUGGUUAUUAAAAAGUUAGGAAUGCUUGCUGGAGCGUCACCGGCGUUUCCUGUCUGUCUUUACACGCCGGGCGAGAGCUGAGAGGGGAAAGUCCACAACAAGCUAUGUGAAGCUCAACAUGUUGGUAGGGCAAUAAUGUGGAAACAUGCUUCUCUUGAACUCAUUAUUUUUAAUAAAUCUGACUCAGUGUGGAGUUGCUCUGCUGACUCUGUUGCCAUGGUAAAGAGUGUCUCCCAUCUGUGACACACUCUUUUUGAAGUGCCUCUGCAGGAAAAGUAACACCGUCUUUUCUAUCCUUUACUUUGCAUCGUUCACUCUGUCGAAUCAAAACACCUUGAUGUGAAGGACAAUAAUCCAGCCGCCUCUACUGUCAAAAUUACACAAAGACAACGUGCUAGCAUAUUUAAGUUCAUUUUUUAUUACAUCCGUACAUUUUAUGUAUAGCCUAUAAUACAAUAUGAUUUGUACAAUAUAUUCAUUAUAAAAUUAGAAUGAUCUGAUCAAAUUCACAUUUGCAAGAUUGUAGAGCAAGAGAAAGCGCAUGGUCAGAUUAGAAUGUGAUGCUAUUAUACUUUUGAGCUGAUUAAUCCAAUGUUUGUCUAUCCACUUGUGCAAUAGCUCAACACCCUGAUGCACUGAUGUAGUCUGUAGCUGUUAAAUCCAAUCGCUUGAGAGGGGAGUCGAGGGAAACGAGCAAUCCCUGCGGGAAAAAAACACUGGCUUUGCUAAAAUAUUUUAUUUUCCAAGUACUAUCAGAGUACACCAUAUCGUUUUCCAACCAGUUUGACUUAUGGGGGAAAAAAAAUCAAUCACAUUGUGCUUGGGGUUGUUCUGGCCCACAUGAAAUUACACA